This is a messenger RNA of Pieris brassicae (large cabbage white), 2497 nucleotides long. RefSeq names its product eukaryotic translation initiation factor 2-alpha kinase 1-like. NCBI's taxonomy places the organism in Eukaryota, Metazoa, Arthropoda, Insecta, Lepidoptera, Pieridae. The transcript has 3 exons. Bases 178 to 1947 code for a protein of 589 amino acids. Gene Ontology annotation, molecular function: protein kinase activity; ATP binding. Gene Ontology annotation, biological process: protein phosphorylation. The record is from RefSeq and is a predicted model, not a curated record.
UGUGUAUACUUACUACUUGUGUAUAUGUAGUUGUGAAGAUUUUAGUUCAAUGAAAUAUUUGUGUUUUUGUAACCUUAUUUAUUUUGUUUUCCAAUCUGUAUAAAACUAAACAUGCGUUCCUUAAAUUUCUUCCUGUUCUAGUUCUAAUGUGAUCAUGAUGUUUUUAGACUUUAACGAAUGGAAAUCCUGGUUCUACCUCAAAUAACCGACGAAGCAAGAAUGGGCUCUAGAAAGGACAAAUGGGAGGCUUUGGCCACAGUAAAAUCAUUUGAUUUAGGUGUAGCUACAAACAGCGAUCAUGAAUCUUUACAUCAGAGUAUGCAACACAUCGAUUUAGUCAACUCUCCAGCCACUACACCAAUUAGUCUUCUAGUUCAAUCUCUUGUCAAGCAACUUUGUUCAUUACUAGAAAAAGACAUGUCAAAGGCAAACCACCUCUACAACACAAUUUGUGAGAAAUUGCAUAGCAUGAAACUUAUAGAUGAUUCUUAUGCUAUGGGAGAAUUUGAAGUUAUGAGAAGCCAGUAUCAGCGUGCUCUAUACCAACUGGUAACAAUAGCAAGUGGUUCUGAAAUACCUCUAACUCUACCAGAUACUUGGCCUAUUACAAGGUCUGGUCUAGAAUGGUCCCGAUAUCACAAAGAAUUUGAAGAACUUUACUUUAUUGCUGGAGGUGGUUUUGGUAGUGUAUUUAAAGCCCGCCACAGAUUAGACGGAGUUGAAUAUGCUGUUAAGAAAGUAUUCAUCAAGUCUUCAGAUGUUGAUUCCAUUAUGUCGCAUCUUGCUGAAGUUAAAACUGUAGCUAGUCUUAAUCAUCCAAAUAUAGUAAAUUACAAAGCAGCCUGGUUGGAACCUUUAAUAGAAUCAACUGUCAAAAAAAAACGAAAAUACUUCAUGGAUACAGACAAUGAUGAAACAAUAAAUUCAAAUCGUGUUUCGUCAGUAUACUCAAAUUUAAUGAAGUCAUUUAAAACAUACAAUUCAGAAGAACUAGCAAACAAACAUAGCCAGUCCGAUUUUGUUAUAUCUUUUGAAAACUCAAACAGUUUUGAAGAAGAUGCUUCAGAAGAAGAGAGUGAGAGUGAAGAGGAAUCAUCUAUACCUGAGAAAAAUGCUAUCUGCAAAUUUCUGUCAUGCAAGGAGUAUGAAAAUUGUUCACGGGUUAAUCUAAAGUGGGCAACACUAUACAUUCAGAUGGCCUUUUGUCAGCAAACUUUAAAACAGUGGUUGGAUGAGCGAAAUGGUAAUUUGAUUUUAUCCAGGAAAAACUCGGAUGAUUUGUGCCUUCAUCAUGCAGAUUCAAUUAAUUGUGGAAGUUAUGAAGGUCACCUAACUUCAGACAGAACAUACCCAGUAGCUUGCACGAAACUUGACAACUUAGUGGAAAUGUUUACUCAGCUUGUAAGAGGACUACAUUACAUACAUUCUCGAGGAAUUAUCCAUCAUGACAUUAAGCCAAGCAAUGUUUUUGUGGGUCAAAGUGAAAGUGGCUUGCAGGUGCAGUUAGGAGAUUUUGGCUUAGCUUGUCCUCUUCAACAAUCACACAGUGGCUUAGCAUUAGGAACUCAUUUGUAUGCAGCACCAGAACAAUUAGAUGGGCAGUGUAAUCCUAAGAGUGACAUGUACUCUCUUGGUAUAAUACUUUUAGAGAUGGUGGAACCAUUUAGCACAGAUAUGGAGCGUGUUAAAACAAUAACAGAUCUCCGGAAAGGGCAAAUACCAGCUCAUCUCACUGCCAACUAUCCUAAAAUAGCUCACAUAAUUGGUAAACUGGUACAAAGGAAACCAAGUAAGCGUCUGGACACAAAUCAACUGUUAGAAGAACUAAGUAAUCUGUCAGAAAAUAAAGAUGAGAAAAUCAAGUCAUUAAAAGAAGAGUUAGCUGCAAAGGAUGACGAGAUUGCAAAAUUGAAGAUGAUGCUUGCAAAGUUAAAUAACCCUUCAUAACAUAACAUGUUCCUGUUUUUUUUUUAUAUAAAAUUGAUCAUAAAAUUUAAAGUUUUCAGUAUAAAUGUUUUUUUAAAUGUCAUACAAACGUUCGGAAAAGUUAUGAAUAUUUUGGCACAUUUUUGUGUUUGCUUUUUCCUAAAGAUUUGUUUAAGAUAAGAAAUUACAAAUCUAAAUACUUGUGGACUUAUAUUGUAUUUGAUAUUUCUUAAUGCAAUAAGGUUCUUGAAUGAUUAAAUGAGAUUUUUCUCUUUAUAAAUCAUGUGUCUAUUAUACUUACACAUUGACAAUUAAAAUUGUUCUGUCUGUUACCCUUAUGUGGGAUCUAGGUAGUAUGGAUAUGUAUAGCCAAUCUGUUUAACUAAGACUAAAAUAGCAUAGAAGAAUAUUGAUGAACCAUCUUCUUUAGUAUAUAACUUAAACGAAAUAUUAGAAAUAAAAUAAUCAUAUUCUUCUAUACUAUUUAACAACUAACUUGAAACAUUGUCCUGCUGAAAUGACGUGUGGUGAAUAAAAUUGAUUAAGUGUGAUUAAUUAAAUAAAUAGUUAA